Messenger RNA from Pungitius pungitius (ninespine stickleback), 1247 nucleotides. RefSeq names its product high mobility group AT-hook 1a (gene hmga1a). Gene Ontology annotation, molecular function: transcription coregulator activity; DNA binding. The transcript is spliced from 5 exons. Gene Ontology annotation, biological process: regulation of DNA-templated transcription. The record is from RefSeq and is a predicted model, not a curated record. Gene Ontology annotation, cellular component: nucleus; chromatin. The coding region runs from base 209 to 511 and encodes 100 amino acids. Lineage: Eukaryota; Metazoa; Chordata; Actinopteri; Perciformes; Gasterosteidae.
UCGCUUCACGCGCCCGGGUCUGAAGGGGGCGGGCCGUGCGUCGCCUGACGAAUAAAAGCUGCAGCCUAUAGAGGGCUUUUUAACCGGGUACAACCAGCCAGGCUUAAAGGAAACAUUUGGUCUUAAAUUCAGAGCAGCGAUUACAGCCGAGCGAUAGGUCAGUGCAGGAAACAGCAGCGGCACCGCGGGUCCGAAGAGCUGAGAAAAUAUGAGCGACAAGGGGACCGUCUCGCCGAAAGAGGAGGCAGCAGAGAAGAGGGGGCGUGGAAGACCCCGCAAGCAGCCCCAAGUAAAGACCUCUGACGAACCAAGCGGGUCGCCGGCUCCAAAGAGGUCCAGAGGACGGCCGAAGGGCAGCAAAAACAAGACGGCCACAAAGGGAAAAAAGGCGGCAGCUGCCCCAGCUGCAGUGGGGAAACGUAGGGGAAGACCUAAGAAGGAGGAGAAAGAAGAAAAGGCAUCCCAGGAAUCAUCUGAGGAGGAGGAGGAAGAGGAAGAUGAAGACCAGUAAUUACAACGCAUGCUACCUCACUCAACAUACUGACUUGCUGUUAACAAGAACUGGGCUGUAUCUCCAACACCAGGUGCCACCACAUGACCACUGUUCACGACAAAGCCCUCUUUGCCAAGAGGAGGGUUAACACCGUACCGAUAUCAUGCAGCCGCACUGGAUAGAACGAUGGACCUUUUUGAUCUAAGAAUUACAAGAAGGGUAACGGUCCUUCUCUCAAUGCGUCAUCACAAAUCUUUUAUACUGGACAAACGUGCGCUCCGAGGAGCCCGGCCAUUUCAGUUUUACCGGUUUGUAGAACAUUCUCUCUGCUUAAUGUUACUGAUGUGUUGCCUCCGCAUCUGAGAUGUUGGGGCAUAUAGAGCGGAUAUAGAUUACUUUUUUUUUUCCUCCAUUGUUUUGUACUGGACAAAGGUGAAUUUUACCGAUACUUUUUGUUUUGUGUGUCCGUGUGAAGUGGUUGACCUAUCCUUUGCAUCGUAUUAUAGAUGGAGUUGAGCUUCAGCGUUUAAAAUAACGUGCGGUAGAGGGGCGUUAUUUUCUUUUUUCCCACUUUUAAAAUAAAUCUGCAUUAACUGAUUUUUGCCCUAUCCGACCGGUAGGUGUAGUUACACCUAUCGAACCUCCUUCAAGGACCUGUGCGAGUAGCUGGGAGAUGUUAACAGGUGUCGUUGGUCUGAUUACUACUUGUUUUUUUGUUCCUUCGGGUUACAUACCCUUUAAAAAAAAAAAAGAA